Molecule: messenger RNA, 1645 nt
Organism: Lutzomyia longipalpis
Lineage: Eukaryota; Metazoa; Arthropoda; Insecta; Diptera; Psychodidae
Product: WD repeat-containing protein 55 homolog
Exons: 3
Coding region: 203-1543 (446 amino acids)
Molecular function (GO): protein binding
Source: RefSeq, a predicted model, not a curated record
CUUUCAAUUUUUAUCAGUGUAGGUAAACGUCAAAAUUACUUAAAAUGUUUCUCAUUCCUUCAAUGUGGUCUUGUUAGGGAAUUUGGUGCAUUUUUCAUAAGCAAAAUAUCCCCUCAAAUAUCCUCUCUGUGCACGCCAGGAGGGCUCAAGAGUGCUCAAUCAUCUCACGAGAAUCAAAUGCAGGAAGAACUUUAAUCAAACUAUGAGAGACUUCUAUAAACCGGAUGAACCAGAAUACGUGGAUAUAGACAACGAGGAAGAGAUUUUUGCUGAGAUUCAUUUUGUGGAUGAGGCAGGAAACGAGAUGGCGAGUGAGGCUGAAGAGGAUUUCGAAUUCAAUCCAGCUGCUGAAUCUGAUUCGGAUUUUGAACCAUCAAGCUGCGAGUCGGAGGAAGAGGUAGAGAAUGAAGCUGAUGAGGAUAUCAAUGAGGAUGAAAAGGACGAGCAGGAUGGUCAGGAAGUGGAGAAAAUGAAGACAUCCACAGAGGAUGGUGCGGAUGAAGAUUAUGCCAUUGUGCAGAGAAUAAUAAGUGAACUGAAAAUGCCACGAAACCACCCAAAGGACAUUCAAACAGAAGACUUUGUAACAGACAUCUCCUUCCAUCCCAUCUCAGACCAUUUGGCCGUUGCACUAAUUACAGGUGAUGUCGUUAUGUAUAAGUACUCCCUGGAGGAGAACACAAUCGCCGACACGUACGAACUGCACACAAAAGCCUGUCGCGAUGUGGAAUUCAGCGAGGAUGGCGAUGUGCUGUACUCAACGUCCAAAGACAAAAGCAUAAUGCUGACAGAUGUAAAAACGGGCAAACUCAAGAGAUACUACGACAAUGCCCACGAAACAGCCAUCUACUGCGUGAGGCCAAUAAAUGAGAAUCUCAUUGCGACAGGUGAUGACGAUGGGCACCUCAAAGUUUGGGAUUUACGAACGCAGGAAAAGAGCCCGCUCUUCUCGCUCCAUGAAGUCGAUGACUACAUUUCCAGUAUUCACUCCAAUGACUCCAAGAAGAUUCUACUAAUGACAAGCGGAGAUGGGUAUUUAACAUCGAUUAAUCUCGGAGCAAGGAAGAUGUACGUUCAAUCGGAACAAUACGAGGAAGAACUCACUUGCAUGGGUCUCUACAGGAAUGACUCAAAACUCGUGGUGGGCACAUCAAAGGGGCGAAUGUAUUCAUUCAAUUGGGGCGAAUUUGGCUACCACUGUGACGUCUUCAAUGGACCAAAGACAGCCAUUAAUGCCAUGCUACCCAUCACACAGCGAAUGGGUGUUCUUGGAUGCGAAGAUGGACUUUUACGUGCCGUAAACACCGUUCCCGGACGAAGUCUCGGUGUUGUUGGGCAGCACAGUCUCGCUGUGGAAACAAUGGAUAUCAGCAACACGGGUGAAUUUAUUGCAUCAAGUUCGCAUGAUAAUGACAUCCGCUUCUGGAAUAUCAAGUACUUUGAGGACUUUGACGAUGAUAUGCCAGCAAAGGAUUCGAGGUACAAUCUACCCUCGUCCAAAUAUACAAAUGCACGGGAUUUCUUUUCCGGACUUGUUGAUUAAGUUUUCCUUUUUUCUCCUCGAAUGGUGCGCAUCCAGCAAAUAAGAUUUGUUUAUUCAUUAAUGUAGAUAUGGUUUAAAAUUAAAUGAUUAUAAGCGAUAGUA